UUUCUUUUACACACUCAGGCUAUAUAAAGUCCAGCUAGGACUGGGAGCAGAGGCUUGAGGAACACCUGAGAGGCAGCCUCCAGUCUGGGAGAAUGAAGCAGUUGGGAACAUGAGCAGCAGCGUGUGAAAUUGACGCUCUCUGCGAAUGAUCAAGGUUCAGGCCCUGGCAAGACCGUGAACGUUUGGCCAGCUUGAUUCAGCCACCUGGCAAAAGCAAUGGUGAUGAGGGCCUUUGUCCUGUUGGCUGUAUUCGCAGAAGCCUCUGCAAGAUCUUGCACUCCAAAUAAAGCAGAUGUCAUUCUCGUGUUUUGCUAUCCCAAAACAAUCAUCACUAAAAUCCCCGAGUGCCCCUAUGGAUGGGAAGUGCACCAGCUGGCACUUGGCGGGCUGUGUUACAAUGGGGUCCAUGAAGCAGGCUACUACCAAUUCGUAAUCCCAGAUUUGUCACCUAAAAACAAAUCCUAUUGUGGAACCCAGUCUGAGUAUAAGCCCCCCAUCUACCACUUCUACAGUCACAUCGUCUCCAACGACAGCACCGUGAUCGUCAAGAACCAGCCCGUGAACUACUCCUUUUCCUGCACCUAUCACUCCACCUACCUGGUGGACCAGGCUGCCUUUGACCAGAGUCCUUAUGCAAAAUUCUCUCCCCUUUUCAGAGUGGCCACUGUUCAUGUGAAGAACGGGAGCAUGGGCACGUUUGAAAGCCAAUUGUCUCUCAACUUCUAUACUAAUGCCAAGUUCUCCAUUAAGAAAGAAGCGCCUUUUAUCCUGGAGACAUCCGAAAUCGGUUCAGAUCUGUUUGCAGGAGUAGAAGCCAAAGGGUUAAGCAUUAGGUUUAAAGUGGUUUUGAACAGCUGUUGGGCCACACCCUCGGCUGACUUCAUGUAUCCUUUGCAGUGGCAGCUGAUCAACAAGGGCUGCCCCACGGAUGAAACAGUCCUUGUGCAUGAGAACGGGAAAGACCACAGGGCAACCUUCCAAUUCAAUGCCUUCCGGUUCCAGAACAUCCCCAAACUAUCCAAGGUGUGGUUACACUGCGAAACGUUCAUCUGUGACAGUGAGAAGCUCUCCUGCCCCGUGGUGUGUGCUGAGGACAUUCUGGAGGAAAGGAUGCUGAGGGUGGGAGCAGAUGUCCCAGGCGGUUCUGCCCCGCCACCAACAAGACUUGUGACAAGCGGAAACGCCUCCUCCGGGACCAGACUGGGGGCGUGCUGGUGGUGGAGCUCUCCCUCCGUAGCAGGGGAUCCUCUGGUCUCUAUAGCUUCUCAGAUGUCCUCUAUCACCUCAUCGUGAUGCUGGGGGUUUGCACUGUGUUAUAAGGGAGAGCUGGGCAGGCAGAUGCAGCUCCUCCACCAAGACCAUCUCCUCUGUCAAUGACAAACCACAUAUAUUGUGCUGCCAAAAAGAACAAACAAGACCAUAUCACUGGGGAGCAGAGAAUAGCGCUUUGCCAAAUAUGUGUUCCGGUGAUCUUUGCGAAUUUCAGUGAUCGUUUUUUCUUUGGUGCCCCACUUCCUCCUGUGACUUCCUGUGGCUCUUAGGUUCUGCUGUUUCUCCCCUGCAGCUGGUGGGGAAGUCUCCUUUCCCCAGAUUCAAGUCGGGGCUGCAGUGGACUCCUUUGAAAGUUAUUCUGAUUUGAAAAGAGUAGCAACCAAGCACAGCUGAACAUUUUGAGGAGACGGUAGAGAAUAAGCACAAAGUCAGCACUGGGGACAGAAUGCACAGAACAGCCAAGUCUGCCCAAGGGGCCUUUGUCAUCCAGGCUGUGCAAUUCCUAUCUAAGGACCAGGGUUGAGCCACUAGGCAGGGGUUCUAAUCUUUGAAGUGAUGAUGUGGAAAUCAGAGCAGAAACGUUUAUUUUGCUCCAAACUGAACAGUAUGAAGGAAAAUGCUUCUUGAGAAAUCCCCAUGAGUGCUAACCUAAUUUUUUUUUUACUACAAAGUUUUAAAAUAUGUAUAGACAUUAUGUAGGUAGACACUCACUAUGUUUAUAGCUGAUAUAGACUUCUAAGAUGAGAAGCAAAUAACAAGUUGAAUAGGGCUCAAGCUGCAGAAGGAAUAAAACAUUAGCAUUCAUUUCACGUGAUAAUACAGCAUUGCCUAAACGAAACUGCUGCUUGCAACAUGCCUCAGAGGGACUACCGUGACAGGUUCUCUGCAGCUUGGCAAUCCCAUCCUGCUGUGCCUUGUGAUGCCCACGGCUCUCACUAUUUUUAUUCACUCUGCUAAGAAAUCUUGAUUCAGAGAGUGGUCUGACCUCAUUUAGCCUUGACUGCGACAUUCAAGCCCAUAUCUGUUUUUCUCUCACUAACCUGUAUCGUUCAAACGGAACCAACAAAACAUCGGAAACAUAAAUGCAAAGAAAAUGAAAACAAAUGGCCAGUGAAACCGGGUGGUGUCGAUGCUGAGAGCACUGCCACUCCAGUCACCCAGAAAAUGGUGAGAGGAAUGACUUACACAAACAAAGAAAAGCGGAAAGAAGUUGUCCUGGUAGAGAAUCGGCAGAUCCCAGAAAAUAUAUUGAGGACCCCAGUUUGAGGCUAGCAGCUGGGAUGUCAUUGGAAAAGCCUGAGCUUUAAAUUCUGUUCUUUGUCUUGUAUAGAUUUGGGCUUAUUGUUGGAAAACAUGUCAGCUUGUAUCUCUGCAUUUAAUAUAUUUGAGAAGUUUUAAGAUCUGUAGUUUGGUGCUUUUAAAUGGUGUUAAUGAACUCAGAAAUUAAGCUAAUUCUAAAAUCUCUGGAGACACAGAGUGCGUGUUUAGCAAUAGGUUACAUUAAAAUAAGUCGAUAUGGUCAAACUGGUCUCAAAGCUGGUACUCCAACCAUUUGGGAUCUCUUCUUCCUAUAAAUUCAGAAUUUUUGUAGCUAGCUUUUACUUCAAAAGGACAGACGAUAUAUUUUAUCAGUUCUAGUCAAAAACUCUUUAAUAGCAUGCUCACAGGCAUAAUCACAAAUCCUUGGCUGUCAGAGUAAAACAAUGUUGUGGUAGUUUUGCUUUGUUUUAUCAUAAUGUUUAAUGAUCUUGUAUCUCUUUGUGGUGCUACGGAAUAAAUAAAAUGUCUUAAAGUAAAUAA
Molecule: messenger RNA, 3072 nt
Organism: Bubalus bubalis (water buffalo)
Lineage: Eukaryota; Metazoa; Chordata; Mammalia; Artiodactyla; Bovidae
Gene: TECTB
Product: tectorin beta
Exons: 12
Coding region: 217-1293 (358 amino acids)
Cellular component (GO): cell surface
Source: RefSeq, a predicted model, not a curated record